Messenger RNA from Xiphophorus hellerii (green swordtail), 1902 nucleotides. Its product is annotated as phosphatidylinositol N-acetylglucosaminyltransferase subunit Y. The record is from RefSeq and is a predicted model, not a curated record. Lineage: Eukaryota; Metazoa; Chordata; Actinopteri; Cyprinodontiformes; Poeciliidae. Gene Ontology annotation, biological process: GPI anchor biosynthetic process. The coding region runs from base 32 to 244 and encodes 70 amino acids. The transcript has a single exon. Gene Ontology annotation, cellular component: glycosylphosphatidylinositol-N-acetylglucosaminyltransferase (GPI-GnT) complex.
UCCAGCAGUGGGUUAUUGUUGAACUGCCAGAAUGUUCUCCCUGUCCAUGAUGGUGGGACUGGUUCCCAUUGUGUCUCUGUGUGGUUUGUUCUUCUCUGCCGCUGUGGAUGAGAACUUCCCUCAGGGCUGCACCAGCAGCAACAGUCUGUGUUUCUACAGCCUGCUGCUGCCGGUCACCAUCCCAGUCUAUGUCUUCUUCCACCUUUGGAGCUGGAUGGGGAUCAAGCUCUUCAGGCACAACUAGACUAUUCUCCUUAAAUGUUCUCAUCCAGAAAAAUGUAAAUAUUUUCUGACGUAACUUGGAAAUUUUCAGCUCCUUGAGUUCAUCCUUGAUACAUAUUUUUCAAACAACAAUGCAGAGCUGUUAGAAAUCUGCCAAGAUGGAGGUAUUCUGCUGUAUUUUUUUAACUGCAGGUAGAAAUAUGUACCCCUACACUAGUCUCUGUAAAUGUCAAACGCCUGUGUAUACAACCUAAAACUUCUGUUUCUAUAGAUUAAACAAAUAAAUCUCAGUGCUGAAUCCUUUUGAGAAAUUUGUAGCCCAUUUUUAUAGUGAAAGGAUGUGAACCGCCCUAUCUUUUCAAUAAAUUAACUUUAAUAGAUAAAAGGCAAUUUUCUUACAUAACAAAUCCACAAACUACAGUUUAAUGUAAGUUUUGUCAAAUAUAAAAGUUGGUUUUAGAGAAUUUUUCUAACUUCAAAGCUUGUAACAAAAUAACUUGAAAAUGUAACAUUGACAGAAUCAACUAGAAAUUCAUACAAAGUUUAUGGUUGGAACUGCAAAAGGCAACUGAUUUUUAACCACUUAGUGCAAGUUAAAACAAUAGUACAUGCUAAAUUGAUAUUACUGACAACAAUGGCUCUUAAGCUCAUGUCACAAGCAUGCUGAGGGAAAUCCAGAUGGUCUAAGCCCUCUAGCUACAAAAUUGAGAUGAGCUCAAACUUAUUCAUUUUCUUCCUGAACGGCACUUCUUGGAUUCAACAUCUCUUCCCUGAGCGAGUUUCAUCAACGGCGAGUAUGGACGAGGUGACUGCCCCUCUCCCUUCGUCUUGAAGAAGAAGGGUUUGUUGAGUCUCAGCUGAACCACUCCGACCUGAAGUUCGAGAAAAAGAAGAUCAGCAGUGGCACAACCAUCGCCCACUCUGUUUUUGUGUAAACAUAAUAGUAAGAUAUCUAACUGCGAAAAACGGUAUGGAAAGUGCAGGAACUGCUCGGAGUAUUUUCCAAGUCUAAAUGAGGCAGAAAUGACUUUCCCUGCAUCCUUAAAGGGGAAAGACAAAAUCUAUAAAUUGUGCAUUGAAAAUUUAUCUACAGUCAAUUAAAAAUGAUUGAAAUAUCUCUCAAGUUUGAUUGUGAAUGAGAUAUUUUUUUGCUAGUCUAGUAAAACAAUUCAAACUCCUUACCUAAAUAAAAACUCAGAAACAAAAGGUAGCAAUAUGUUUAUCUAAAGGUGCAUCUUGAUGAACUAGAAUGUCACUGAAAAAAAAUUUCCAGAAGAAUAAUGUUAACUUACUUAAUCCAAUUUGAAUUUGAUGAGUGUUUGUGAUCAAGCAUCCAAUUGGGUCAAGGUUUCUACCAUCUACCUUGAAACUAUGACAAGAAGUUUGUUUGGAGCAGCCAAUGUGAACCUUUUCAUCCUCAUCGCUCACACAUAAUGCUGUUAGUGGUAUUGGUGCAGAAAACAACACUGAUGCUCCUUGGAUGUUUCCUCCACUUCCCUAUGAAUGGGUGUCCCAACAGUACAAUGAUCCCAAACUCGGAUCAAAGCUGGUUUCAACUGCCUCCACCAAUCAAACACUGAGCCCAGAAUUAUAGCAAAAGGUUGUUAAUUUGAUAUAUUUGACCCUGUAUGUAAAAUGUGACCUUGUCUGGAUUCAAAAAAAUAAAUAAAUUCAAGCUUA